Achroia grisella is the source of this 438-nucleotide messenger RNA. RefSeq names its product nanos homolog 2-like. The annotation marks the transcript as partial. Lineage: Eukaryota; Metazoa; Arthropoda; Insecta; Lepidoptera; Pyralidae. Gene Ontology annotation, biological process: oogenesis; negative regulation of translation. Gene Ontology annotation, molecular function: mRNA binding; zinc ion binding. The transcript has 2 exons. Gene Ontology annotation, cellular component: perinuclear region of cytoplasm. The record is from RefSeq and is a predicted model, not a curated record.
CAGGAGUGUCGGUUCUGUAAGAACAACGGCGAGCGGCUGUCAUACUACCGCAGUCAUCCGCUGCGCGAUGCGGACGGGGUCGCGUGCCCCGUGCUGCGCGCCUUCACCUGCCCGCGCUGCGGCGCCCGUGGACCGCGCGCUCAUACCGCCAAGUACUGCCCGCUCAGCACCAACGAGGAACGUAUGAAAUCAGCUGCCAUGAUGCGCAGCGUCCGUAUGGCUUCAGGGCGAAUCCGUUCAGCUCCCGCCCCCGUCGCGGCCACGCGCCACGUGACCUACGUCCCCGAGACUCCGCAGGAGGCCUACGGAGCACCCCUCGCACCGCUGUGGGCAGCUCUCGAGCAGAAAUUGAUGCUGUAACUAUUAAGAUGCUUUGAACAUGUUGAGGACACCUGUCUUGGCUUAUAAAGGGAUCUAUAUUAACGCCAAGACUUUGAU